AUGGCCUACCUGACCUCCCUGGGAUUAAAUCCAGAAAGUGGAGAGAUUUUCGUUGCAUUGGAGCUGGUGCAGGCACCCAAUUUUGGCGAGAUCACCCGUAAGGGUUUUGUUGAUGGAUGGAAAGACACUGGAUACACAUUUGUUGCCGGAAAGGAAGCCGACCAACGGUCAAUGAGCCUUGAAAAUGCUAUAGAGUUCUGGCGCGUUUUGUUUGCACCACCAGGACGGCCGUGGCAAUCAUCGUCGCGCAAUUGGCUGGAUCUCUGGAUUUCUUUUCUACAAGAGAAAUGGACGCGCUCUGUUAACCGGGACAUGUGGAACCAGACCCUCGAAUUUGCCACGAAAAGCAUGGAGGAUGACACCCUGGGAUUUUGGACCGCGGAUGGUGCCUGGCCCAGCGUUAUUGACGACUUUGUUGCUUGGUGCCGGACAAAUGGAAUUGGACUCAAGGAUGCCAUGCAAACGGACUCAUAA
Molecule: messenger RNA, 474 nt
Organism: Grosmannia clavigera kw1407
Lineage: Eukaryota; Fungi; Ascomycota; Sordariomycetes; Ophiostomatales; Ophiostomataceae
Product: duf298 domain containing protein
Exons: 2
Coding region: 1-474 (157 amino acids)
Biological process (GO): protein neddylation; positive regulation of ubiquitin-protein transferase activity
Cellular component (GO): ubiquitin ligase complex
Molecular function (GO): ubiquitin-like protein binding; ubiquitin conjugating enzyme binding; cullin family protein binding
Source: RefSeq, a predicted model, not a curated record